UCCUCUGCUCCUCUUAGAAGACAGAGAGCCCGUUCUGGCACACUUUGACAAAUGCCAGAAACGUCUGUAUGAGCACUUGGAACAUUAACACUGAAUCAGGCUCAUUCUUUGGAAUUGGGGGUUGGACAUUGUAAAUGUGUGGAAACAAGAACAGCAGAAGGAAGUUUAUAAUAUCUCUACUGUAUCCAGUCAGCUUGAAGCUAUUCACUGUGCCCUUUCAUUUUUAGCAACGUUUAAGCAAAUUGAAACACUGAGCCCAAAGGAGAUGGAUGAAAUUCGUUUAAUUCAGAGCUGGUCUAGGUACAAUGCUAAAGUGCAUACUCUCCAGCAGACUCUGGGGCUUCAUUCAACACAAAAAGCAAAGAAUAAUGGCUGGGAAAAGGGCCAGAGGUGGAGCAGGUACAAUGAUCAAGUGAAUACUCUGCAACAAAAACUUGGACUCCAGUCAUAUGACUUCCAAAGGCGUCAAAUGUUUGGCCAAGCAUCUACUCCACUUACACCUACAGCUUCAGCAGCAGCGUUUCUGCCCAGUAAGCAGUAUACGACUGGACGGGCCCUGUCAAAGGAGGUUCUGAAAUACUUUGGCCCUAGAGCACAUGAAACAAUGAUACAGAGUUACUGUGAAGGUACUGCACACCGUGCUGCUGUUUCUCCUCCAGGCCAAAAGAUGAUUGACAGAAUUUUGAUCAGAAGAAACAAUGCACGAGCAGAACAGCAAAAAAACAAUGAUAAAGCUCUCAGAAAACUGAACAAGGACAAAGAGCGUUUAAGUAAAGCAAUUAAGACUUUGGAAAUGCAGAAUGAAUUCUUCAGAAAUGAAAGAACCAAUGUCUUUCAGCCCGAGACACCCCCUGCAGAGCAACGUCCAACUGACCCCAGGAAAAAAAAUCAAAUCAUAAAGCCAGCUGGGACUGACCUUCUAAAAAACGUUGACAUGGAUUAUUUAUUUCUUGAUGAAGUAGUAGAGGAAGUUAUGAACAUCCAUUUAUCUCUUGCGCCCAGACAGAUGUCUCCAGUCACAGAAAAAAAGCAUAAAAAGGUCAUGUCAGAAUUGUUUAUGGAUCGGGCUGUCCAGCUGAUUAUGGAGGAAAUCAUUCUUGAGACAACGGUGCAGAUGGCUAAGCACCUUGCAACUGAUGCUAUCAAGAGAAUCUCCUUGAGUACAGAAUUUGCCUCCCAAUUCUAUUCUACAAAGGUUCAAGAUUAUUUAAAAGAAGCCAAACCCUUACAUUUUUGAGUUUGUAUAAGUGUCUUUAUAGUGUUCUGUAAAAUGUAUAUUCAUAAAUGUUUACAAUAAACCAUACAUUUUUUUUUUAUUAUAAA
Messenger RNA from Xenopus tropicalis (tropical clawed frog), 1323 nucleotides. RefSeq lists its product as uncharacterized. The transcript is spliced from 13 exons. NCBI's taxonomy places the organism in Eukaryota, Metazoa, Chordata, Amphibia, Anura, Pipidae. The coding region runs from base 266 to 1237 and encodes 323 amino acids. The record is from RefSeq and is a predicted model, not a curated record.